AUGGCUGUGUUAUCUGUUUUAGGUGCAAUGUGUGCAUUAAAGGUAUUGUGCAACAUGUUAUCAGUGUUUUUUUUGGUAAGUACUUCAUUGUUUACACAUUGAUUAGUUCUGACUUAUAGGACAUACUUUGUCUACUGAAUACUUUGUAUUCAUGCAGAACUUGAUUCCAAGACAAAUUUCACUGGGGGAGACAUCAAACUGUUUCACUUGGAUCUGUACCAAAUGGUACCAUAUGAUAUUGAUAGUGUAGCAUUGCAAUGCAUCGUAUAGCAGCAUAUUGUUUUAAAUGUAUCAUUGUGCAUUUCACUGUAUUGGUGCAUGCCACAUUUGAUUACAUUUAAUCAUACUGUGUGGUGUUGCAUUGUUUUCAAGUGUUUUCGUGACUAAAACCUCAUGGGAUAAUGAAGUAUCUUAUCCUAUUAUACUGUAUCCACUUUAACAUAAUUUAACACAAUGUAACGUAUCAUUAUGUAAAGUAACGCAACAUAGCAUAACCUAGUAUUACGUAACAUAACAUAACAUCAAGAUUUGAUACAGUAUGAUAGGAUAAGAUACUUUAUGAUGCAAGUAACGUCACUUUACAUAACAAAUUGUUUUUUAGCAAUAGCUGGUCAUAUAUAUUAUACUAAAACUUAUGGCAUUAUAUUUAAUCUCAUCAGCUCAAACUGUAUUAAGUAUCAUGUUAUGUCAUACUGUACCAUAUCAUAUUGAAUCAAAACAUAUAUUAUAAUGUAUCAUAUCAUAUUUACUGUAUUGUAUCAUGCUGCAUCUUGUCAUAUAUCAUAUCAAAUUGUAUCAUGUCAUAUUUCAUCAUAGUAUAGUGUCUUGUAUAAUAUCAUAUUGUAUCAUAAUAUAUCAUAUCAUAUUGUACUGCAUCAUCUUGUGUUGUAGCCUAUUAAACUGUAAUAUAUCAUAUCAUAUAUCUUUGUAUUGUAUUAUAUCAGAUUGUAUCACACUGUCUCAUAUCAUAUUGGAUUCCAACAGAGUAUCAUAUCCUAUUGUAUCAUUUCUCAUUCUCAUUCAUCAUGUAACAUGUUGUAAUAUUGUGCUAAACUGUAUCAUAUAUCAUAUCAUAUCAUAUCAUAUCAUAUCAUAUCAUAUCGCCUUAUUCACACUCCCGGUGUAAUGCAGCAGCUAUUUUUGAAUUCUAUACGUUUCAUGUAGCACAAUUGCAUUUCGUUCUGUUUUUGCAAUUACGGUCAAAGUCGAAGGUAUAAUAUGUUUAAAAAAGAGGACAUGGAAAAGAUCAUUCCAGCGGUGGAAAACAGACUCUCAGCUCAUCAGUAAUCUGGCAUCUGAGGGGCUCAUCUCCUACAAACCAGCUUCUGUCAGCAGAACACAGGAUGCAAAGGCAGGAAGGACGUCCUUCCUCUGUCCCUAUCUGUCUCAAUUCUCAUCCUUAAACCGGCUACAUACAGUAAACCGUACAUCUCUUUAACAUCAGAGAGAAUCAGAAAAUUGAAGUUUUAGAGGAUGUCUUAAUGACUUCAUUGUAAAGAUACAGAUGUGACUUUUGAGCAUUCUCUCAUGUCAUGGUCGGUUAGGGCUACAAAACUGUGACUCUUAGUUUUCCUUCAAAACAUCUGAUUUGAGGCAAGCACUGGUUAGAGUUUGCUUGGGGUGAGGUGAGGAGUUCAGAUGUUCCUAUUCUUGUUUGUGGAAAACUUGGCACAAUCAACCAAUUCUUUUGGAAAGCUGUACUGUCUUUGUCUCAAAAACAUAAAGAUGAAGAAAAAAGAAACUGUGUAUUUGAGAACUAAAUUUAACGCCCAUUGUCUGAUUAUAUUCAUGAUAGAAACCAGUGGUUUGGAGGCACCUUGGUGCUUGGCAAUAUUUCAUUAUUCAAGAGAAAUAAAAAAUAUGGCCCAGAGAAAAUGAUGGUGAGGAAAAGAGAGAAAAAUGAGAGAAAGACGAGAUGCAUGAACGAUAAUCUGGGGUGGUCAGGUUUUUUUUUUUUAAUUAGAUUUUUAUCUUUAGAGAACAAACUUGCUCUUCAUCAGAGUCUAAAGGGCGGCUGUCAUCUUGCAUUGCAAUGAAUCUGCAGUGGCACAGAAUGGACAAACUCCUAAAUAUGUUUUUGUAUUGAGUGAGUGGCCAAGGAAAUGCACUAGUUGGAAGUUUCAUAUUGUAAAAACUUGAUAAAUGGUGGAUCAAACUUAUAAUGCAUCACAUUGGUUUCUUGUCCCUGAAGGCCACCGUUGGAGCAGGGGUGAAUAAGGGAGCAUUUCAAUCUAGUAUAUGACGCCCAGAUAUUGCUAAAUAAGUUAACUUCUACACACUGUAUCUCAAAAACAGUGAAAGACUGAGUGUAAGUAAGUGCAGGUAAACUGUAGGGUAGAUGAUUGUGCAGAUGAAAAGGGUCGUUAUAUGAAUGCCUUAGUGGUUAUGUUACUAGUGGUGGAAGUUGGGAAUCCCUGGCACAUAAUCUUAUCAAACAGAGGUUUUCUGUUCAAAAUUGUGUACAUGUUCAGUGGUUCCUGGGUUGGAAAAAAAAUUUGAACAAGAAAUUGAAUAUUUGACAGUUUUACUUGGGAAACCACGAGAGUUAUUUGAGGAAGGAAUGUUACUGUAUCAGUUAGCCCUCCAUAUUGCUCCCAGUGUCACUUUUCCAAAACCAGUUAUGGGGUCAUUAUCCCUCAAACAUAACAGUAACAAGCAUGGUUAUCCAUCGUUGUCUUAAGUUGUCUUAAAUAUUCAGAGAACAAUUAACUGCUUGACAAUGACACGCUAUUGUAGUAAAAAUAAUAAUACACAAAAUUACAGAAGCGAAACUUCUUGGUCCAUAGGAAGAACAGCACACUGACGUCACUACUCAUGUCAAAGUUACUGUUUAUUCUGGUUUUGCAACUCUGCAGUUCCAGAUAAUUUGUCUCUGUUUCUUUGGUUUUAUUGUUGAAGAAGCUAAAGUUCCUCGUCUUUGUAACUGAGGCUACCCCUGCUUAUGGAAACUACCCAGUUCUUCUCUUAAUUAUCCCAAACAAACAUCAAGUAAAGCUUCUGCAAGCACAAUAUAAAACACGUCCUGUGUGGCUUCAGGACUUUUCCUCCUGGGAAUAUCAUAACUGGCACUCUGUGCUUACAACAGCAAAUAUGAAAACUGUCAUUACACGGCUGAAUCGCCUCAUGGUAUCUAAGGCAAAACAGACAUUUAAACUGAGGAAGUUGAUGACCUGUUUUCAGCCAUCAGUUUACUGUAAUUGCAAUAGCAUCAGUGCAUUGCAAAGGAAAUGUAGCGCCUGCCUGGUCUUCAAAAAAUCCUGCUGUGUUAGCAGCAUUGGAGCUUUCCCUGAUUAUUUUCUUAACCCUACUUUCUCUAUAUGUAAUGAAAUCAAGCUGUCAUAUAACAUUUAAUUUGAAAGCCACCAAAUACAGUUGACACACAUUUUGCAGAUCAAGAUGGGGUUUACUUUCCUCAGUUUGAGAGGCAGCAGCAAAUACAGCUGAUUACACUUUCCUGUUUUAAAUAGUUUUCAGCAUCACUUAAGAGAAACAAAAGAAAACCUCAAAAUAAAAGAUGCUGUUCUCUUCAGCAGUAACAAUGAGACGGAAUCAACAGUGCCUAUUUUCAGAAAUUACACUGAGGCUUUGGAGCAAGGAUCACUUGGAAGGAUAUAACAAUAGUAGAUUAAAGCUGCAAAAACUUGUUUUGAGCAACUUUGGGAGUUGAAUCAAAUAAUCUUUGCAGAUUUGCAAUAAUAGCUUUCACAAAUCCAACAAUAACAUAGCAGCAUUUGCAUACACAUUGAGUCAUGUUUCUUGUGACCCAACUGAUAUUGAUACAUAUUCACUGCUUUUCAAGACUAGAAAUACUGAAUAAUUACUUUUAUUUUGGUCUUUGCCAUCUGUUAUUUAGCUAUUUAGGGCUCCUUAGCUGCUCUUAAUACCCAACUAGGCCAAACAGCAAUUAGCUGAAAGCAGAUAGCUGUACAGUACUGAUGAAGUUACAAGUCCUGCCACCAAAACAAUAAGCUGAAGAAUACUAGCUAGCUAAGAGCCUAUCUUACUACCUGUUGCCGUUUCAGGGUUACAAUAGAAGAGGAAUAGAUACAAUUUUACAGCGAGAUCCGUUUACCAAACAGAGGACUAAAAAAAAAUUUACCAAUUGAGCUAAAAAAGUUUUAACACAUUGGCCAACUAUCAUAACUAUCAUAGUUUCAAAAUUUCAAAGAAAGCUCAAAAAUAAGAACUACAAGCCAAAAGGAGCAAGAUUAGAUACAGACACUUGUAAAAAAACAAGUCAUUGAGGUCGGCCUCUAACAGUAGAUGAAAGCAAACUGUAGGACAUUACUUUACUGUGAGAUAUACACUACAGGCCAAAAGUUUGGAAGCAAGGUCAUUACAGGCCGAACAGUUGGGAGUUUUUGUUCACAAUGCUUUUUUUUUAAAUCCAGCAUGAGUUUUAUGUAUUUUGGGAUGUAUUUACUCCAUGAUCAGAUGUUGCCUUCAUGGAAAUGCACCAUUUUACUCCGUUUACCUUUAGAUAUACGUUGAUGUUAACAGACCAUUGCUAAAUACACUCACCGGCCACUUUAUUAGGUACACCUGUCCAACUGCUCGUUAACACUUAAUUUCUAAUCAGCCAAUCACAUGGCGGCAACUUAGUGCAUUUAGGCAUGUAGACAUGGUCAAGACAAUCUCCUGCAGUUCAAACCGAGCAUCAGUAUGGGGAAGAAAGGUGAUUUGAGUGACUUUGAACGUGGCAUGGUUGUUGGUGCCAGAAGGGCUGGUCUGAGUAUUUCAGAAACUGCUGAUCUACUGGGAUUUUCACGCACAACCAUCUCUAGGGUUUACAGAGAAUGGUCCGAAAAAGAAAAAAUAUCCAGUGAGCGGCAGUUCUGUGGGCGGAAAUGCCUUGUUGAUGCCAGAGGUCAGAGGAGAAUGGCCAGACUGGUUCGAGCUGAUAGAAAGGCAACAGUGACUCAAAUAACCACCCGUUACAACCAAGGUAGGCAGAAGAGCAUCUCUGAACGCACAGUACGUCGAACUUUGAGGCAGAUGGGCUACAGCAGCAGAAGACCACGCCGGGUGCCACUCCUUUCAGCUAAGAACAGGAAACUGAGGCUACAAUUUGCACAAGCUCAUCGAAAUUGGACAAUAGAAGAUUGGAAAAACGUUGCCUGGUCUGAUGAGUCUCGAUUUCUGCUGCGACAUUCGGAUGGUAGGGUCAGAAUUUGGCGUCAACAACAUGAAAGCAUGGAUCCAUCCUGCCUUGUAUCAACGGUUCAGGCUGGUGGUGGUGGUGUCAUGGUGUGGGGAAUAUUUUCUUGGCACUCUUUGGGCCCCUUGGUACCAAUUGAGCAUCGUUGCAACGCCACAGCCUACCUGAGUAUUGUUGCUGACCAUGUCCAUCCCUUUAUGACCACAAUGUACCCAACUUCUGAUGGCUACUUUCAGCAGGAUAAUGCGCCAUGUCAUAAAGCUGGAAUCAUCUCAGACUGGUUUCUUGAACAUGACAAUGAGUUCACUGUACUCAAAUGGCCUCCACAGUCACCAGAUCUCAAUCCAAUAGAGCAUCUUUGGGAUGUGGUGGAACGGGAGAUUCGCAUCAUGGAUGUGCAGCCGACAAAUCUGCGGCAACUGUGUGAUGCCAUCAUGUCAAUAUGGACCAAGCUCUCUGAGGAAUGCUUCUAGCACCUUGUUGAAUCUAUGCCACGAAGAAUUGAGGCAGUUCUGAAGGCAAAAGGGGGUCCAACCCGUUACUAGCAUAGUGUACCUAAUAAAGUGGCCGGUGAGUGUAUAUGUCAGCAAAAGAUAAUAAGGGCUUAGUUUUAGGGUUGAAAACAUUUGCAAGAGUCAAAACUUCAGUGCAAGAGCAAAAAAAACAAAUCACAGUUGGAUUAUUCACUUCAACUUUUUGGCUUUUGAGAGUCUGCAUACAAAAAUCCCAAUAAAUCUCAACUGAGUUCAAACUACCGCAGAAAUGGCUAGAAAGAAGCAACUGAGUAAAGAAACAAAAGUACAUCGUACAUUGGGGAAAGAAGGAUACACAGAAAGACAAAUUGCAAAAUGCCUAAAGGUGUUAAACAAAAGGAGUCCACUACACUCUGAAGAGACUAGAGGAACCUGGAAGCUAUGAUGAUAGAAAAAGACCUGAUGAAAGAGAGUUACUACAAAAGCAGAGGAUAAACAUAUUAUUGUCACCAGUAAGAGAGAUCAGCAAAAGACAGCACCACAAAUAAGGGAGGAAAUCAACAUGACAAGGUCGAAACCCAUAUUACUGACAACCGUGAAAUGACGUUUGAGAAAGGCUGGUCUGUAUCUGCAAAAAAAACCACUACUUCAUCCACAGAAUAAUAAAAAGAGAGAUGAGAGGGCAAAGGUUCACAAAAAUUGGACUUAUGAUGACUAGAAACAAGUUUGCACUGUUUGGUUCAAAACGCAGAGUCUAUGUCCGCAGACAAACUGGUGAACGUCUGAAAGCACCAUGUGUUACACCCACAAUUCAGCAUGGAGGUGGUAGUUCCAUGGUAUGGGGAUGUUUUGCAGGUGACGGAGUAGAAGAUUUGUUUGAAGUAAAUAGUAUCAUGAAGAAGGAACAGUACCACUCCAUCCUCCAGCACCAUGCUGUUCCAUCUGGACUCAGACUUGUGGGUCAUGAGUUUGUUUUGCAGCAAGACAAUGACCCUAAGGACUCUGCCAAGCUCUAUCAGGGUUACCUAGACAAAAAAGAAGAGAAAGGUGACGACAGAAACAAGCUAGCAAUUUAGCUAAAAGAUUUCAAAGAGGCUAAACACUUAGUACCUAAGUAGUCGACAAAUACUAAAAACUAAAACAAUGAGCCAAAAAUAAGCAAGUUAAACAGCUCGAGUAACAGUCGUUAAAGUAUAACAAUGACAGGGCUGCCAAGUUCCUAAAAAUGACUUGAGUAAGACUUUAGGGUUAUGAUGUGUUCGGCCACUGAAUAAAAAAAUGUAUUGAUUUAUACCUUAAGACUGAUGUCCUCGCCUCCAUACCAGCUGCUCUCUCUGUACUGUGGCCUCCUAAUUCUAGUCUCAAUUAACCAGAAAUUAGAAAGUAAGUUUUAAAUGUUGGCGCUGUUGUUAGUGAAAGAUAGUUAUACGCGCCAAGACCUGCCUUAUGUUGCUUCUGAUUGGUUUAUAUUGCGUGGUGCUUUCCGUGGUUGGUUAGAUUUAGGCACAAAGGACCAGUGGCGAUUGCUCUAAGACUGCAAGGGAAGCUCGGCUUCCCUUAAAAUGUCACCCCCCCAAAAAAAGAAAAAGUGGUGAAAUACGUACGGCUGUGUGUACAUUUCAUUAACUAAAUACGCACUAGAAAGCCUUCAUCUUUUGUUCAGACACUGUGAUAAGAAGCUGAUAAUCACAGGUAACCGGCAUAACUUCGUUCUCAUUCCUCCUCGCAGCGCCUCAGCGCUUCAAACAGUCGGACGCUGGGCUUCUGCUGACUUCAAUGUGGAAGCUUAAAGUGGGUUGUUCCAGCAGCGAAACUAGACGCUCAUUGGAUAAAUGCUGGGCUUUGUCCCGCCCAAUGGAAGCCCAGCUUCACUGGAGUUCUAUGGCGAGAGGGCGGUCCCGACUUUCUCCCAGACUCCAAGCUUCUGCAUUCAUGAUUGGAUGAGCUGUCUGAGGCGAAAUCCUUUUUUGAUUGACAGCUAAACAAGCGAAUCAGCGAUCUUGAAGAAUAAAACAUCUACCAGAGCAUUUUCCAAGUCAUUCAUUCCGUUGUUCUUAACUGCUCCAGAGACUUUACCGAUCCUCAGCGACUUUUGUCUUUGUUAAAAACGACUGCCGUUGUGUUUGGCGACUCUGUUCUGUUACAUACUAAUAAACAAAUACAAUUAUGAUGUAGGCCAGAAAAAUGAGCUUCCCCUCCUUGAAAGACCAGCAGCCGCCACUGCAAAGGACUGAUGGAUUAGUCAGGGCUUGGUUAUCUCGGUCAGCUAAUCAAAGUUACUAAAACUAUGGCAAGCCAAGUUUAUUAUCAUGAAAAAAACAAAUACAUAGUAUUGAAUGGGGAAAAGUAAGCAUGGGAAUGUCAAGUGUGGUGUGAGAAUGGGUCAAAUUGCGUGACUGUCACACUCAAAGCGUCACGCUUGGCAGCUCUGCUAUCAUAGUUCCAAAAUUACAAAGAAAGCCCAAAAAUAAGAUCUACAAGGAGCAAGAUAAGAUGCAGACACUUGUAAGAAACAAGUCCUUGAAGUAGGCCUCUAACAGUGGAUGAAUGCAAACUGACAGACAUUACUUUACAGUUAUCAAACAGGCAACAGAAACAAGUUAGCAAUUUAGCUAAAAGAUUUUAAAGAGGCUAGCUAAACACUUAGUAGCUAAGUAGCGGACGAAUAAUGAAAACUAAAACAAUGAGCCAAAAAUAAGCAAGCUAAACCACUCGAGUAACAAGUAUAACAAUUAUUUAAAUGAAGACCAAAAAACAAACACAAGAAACCUUGACCAAACAGUGGACUGAAAUAAGCUAGCAGUGUAUCUAAAAAGGUUUCAGCUUAAACAUUUGCAGAGCUGCCAAGCGUCACACUGUGAGCGUGACAGUCACGCAAUUUGACCACUUCUCACACCAUAUACCACACUUGACAUUUCUCACCCUUAUUUUUCCCCAUUCAAUACUAUGUAUUUAUUUUUUUCUUGAUAACAAACUUGGCUUGCUGUCAUUCGAGUAACUAUAAUUGACUGACAGAGAAAACCAAUCCCAGACCAAUCCAUUAGUCCUUUGUGCUUAUCGCUGCAUUCGAGUUACCUCGGAAGUCAGAUCUUGGAACUGGAGAUAACGUCAAACCCGAGUUACUAGUGUUUCUGUUACCAAGUCAGAAAAAAGCAAAAUCAGAGGCCUGAAUCAAGAUGGCUACGUCUACAAAAGUUACUUUUGCCUUAUAUUCGGACAAGGCAAGCUCUAAAAUAACUUUCGUAGAUGUAGCCAUCUAGUUUCUGCCUCCGAUUUAGCUUUUUUCCGACUUGGUUACUGAAAAGUUGAUUUUUUUGGGUUCUUCGCAUCUCUAACUAUCUUUCACACACAACAGCACCGACAUUUAAAACCCACUUGACGUAAUGCAAUGUUGACAAAUAAUUGUAGCCUAUGUUGUCAAAAUUCUUGUUAAAAUUUUCAUUUCUAAUUUCUAGUUAAUUAAGACUAGCAUUAGGGAAAGCAGCUGGAAUGGAGGUGAGGACAUCCAUCUUAUAAGCUAGUUUAGCUUACAAGCAACAUUAGCUUGAAGUUUACGAAGCCCCAAAUAAAUAAAAAAAACUUAACAACAGCAACUGUGAGUUCUCUUGAGGACAAGUCUAGUCAUUUCUUCAGGGUUUUUCAGAUUAGAUGAACUCUUUUACAUAAUUUUACAAAAACAUGAAUUAUAACCUCUUUAACUUUUGAUAGCAAACAUUUUCAAGAUUGGACAAUUGGUGGAAGUUAUCACUAAGAAGAGACAUAUGUGAGGUAAAGGUGGAAGAGUUAACAGGUCAGCAGUGUUUUAAAGUGUUUUGAGUCAAAAGAAUUGAUGGAAAAGCUGAAUUUCCUUUAACAUAACAAGGUUUUUUCAUGACCCACUUACCGUGGGUUUAUCUCCACGGCUCUCUCUGGUUUUAUUUUCUUUCACGUGGAGAGACCGCCCCUCAAACAGCAGAAAUCUGCAUUGAGUUUGGUCUGUCAGUCAGCGAAGGGUUAAACUGGGAGUUUGCAGCAGUCUCUCCUUUCUGUGUCCACGGCAUUUAGCGGAAAACAUCUGACUCCUGCUCGUUUUCUGGGGCUGUGUUUGGUUUUACUCAUUUUGUGCCCGAGCCGCGGAGGCAUCACGGGAACAAAAAUCAGUGUUUCGACAGCAGGAUUUCCACAUCUUACUGCGCGCUUUCAAACAGGUAGGUCAAAGUUUUGUUGUAUGUUUUUACAUCCUUGUACUUAAUAGGAGUCUAUCAAGCCCCACAGGUGGUCGUUUUAACGUUUGUUUGAGAAAAGUUGUCAGUGAAAAUCGCUUGUAAAAGCCAUACGAGUGGACAAUGUUUGAGAGAGUGGCUCCACAGUGCCAGACAAACUAAUUGUUUUUCCAUUUACUGUGCAAAUGCAAUUCACCUAGGGAGUAAAACUACAUUGAAUGUUGUUAUUUUGGCUCAUUUUGUUGUAAAUUUAUCCGUGUAUGCUGUUUUAAGCACUGUCAAUCAUCUUAUGUAGACUACUUCACAGUUUUGUCUCUCUGAGCACUCAUGUAGCUGCACCAUUUUUAUACAAAAGUCUCUUUAAUCUUGGGAAAAAUGUGUGAUUUGGGGGAAAUCACCUAUCAUAAUACCUACAUAUCUGAUUCCUGGUGUUAGUGCAAAUAAAAUUCAUUUUGUCUCAAAGUGUUUGCAUGUCCUUUGUGUUCACAGUGGGCCUGUGGUAUUUCACCAUCUCAUUCACUUGCAGACUGAGUCAUUCCCUGAUUUCCUCCAGAUGUGCACUAGUUUACGUUUCCUGGCGGCCCAGGAUUGUGACAUUUUCUCUCCUUGCACUGCACUUAUUCUGCUGACAAAUAUGAAUUCACACUUUUGUUCUGUUAUUCAUGGCAUGACAUGUACAGAUGCUUUUAACAGCUGUAUAUUUUCCCCUCUCAUCCUGUAUUUAAAGAGCGUACCUUUUAGUAAGUUGUUAAAAUGUAAUCCUUUAACUCAAAUCUGCCAUGAACAGCUGACAUUUCACCCUUUUUAUUAGCCUGUCUUCCAGCUAGUGGGACUCUGACACUGCCGUUAAGUUAUUGGACAGGCGCAGUCAUGUGUCAAGCUCACGUAAAUGGAGAAUCAACAAGUGUUUGGAGUUAUGUCUUGUUUUUGUCCGCUUCCUCGCGCAGCAACAAAAACGGCAUGUUCGUCUCUGUGUCCUGUGUGUGCAGGAAUUUAAAUGUCACCAGGGGUAAAGCAAACAUCCAAAAGCUUAGCCUGCUUGUCUCUUUGACUUCAAUAGAGGUACUGGCAGACAAAAUGAAGUUUUUAUUGGUUUAUGGCUGCACAGUAGCUUGUGUGACGCAACCCUCAUUUAAAAAGCAAUCACACUGAUUUCUCGUGAAAGAUGUGCUGCAAAAUUUGAUGUGUUUGCACCGUUUUAUCGCAGAAAACGUUACGAAUCAGUCAGGUUUUUUUUUUGACAUAGCCAGAUGUACUUCAGAGCUAGGUAACAGUUGGCACCAACCUCGCACAACCUCAGUGACCUGAAAGUUCCCAGCUGUUAUCUCAUCCUGUGUGGCUCUCAUUUCCUCCUCGAUUACCUCCUUGAUAGACUGGAUCAUUGGGGAUCAUAAAUUGACAGUGUUUAAGUGUAUUCCCUCUUAAAGUUGUGAUAAAAAUAGUCUGACUUUGCAUGAUCACACUGAUGUUUUUGGAUUGUUCUCAUCCAUGGAUGGUUUGAUCAUUUUCUGCAUCAUUGGCAGUAUUUUAAAAGCAGGUUCUGCAGACAGAUUGAAAGUUUUCCAUUAAUGCUGAUAAACGAUGACACCAAAAACUCCAGUUUCCGUCCAUAGUCGCUCAGCAGGGCAUCACGAGAUCUUCUGCUCUGCUAGCGUAAGAUUAACCUCAGGUAAUUGCUCAACCUUUGCCCACUUCCAACCUUUGGUCCAUUCUUCAGCAUUCACAGCCUCUUUGCACUGGUGUUGUAGGCAGUGUAGCCUCGGGAAGCGGACCUAAAGGUAUGUGUGUCUUACAUGUGUUUGACUGGUUUUGCAGAGCUGGAGUCCUUAUUGGGUUUUCUACUGAAUGCUUAUGAUUGUUGUAAUUUGAAUUUGAUUGAAUAAUAUUGAGUUGGUGCAAAACUGGCAUUAAAUAGGUGUGUUAAAAGAGCACAGUUGAGGGGAUGGAGGUGAAUCUGUGCUUCUUGGGCACCGACUACAAUCCUCAGCGAUGCUUUUGUGUCAUGUGACACUGAGUUGAGUGUCGAGCACAGGUAUUCGCAACAGAUUUGCUCUAUGUUGGCAGGUAUAUCACUGAUGAUUUUAUUGUUGUUCAUACUACUGUCAUUUGCUCCUGAGCCAGUUUACUCCCUGGGUUCGGAGGGGAACUUUUAUGGGGCGAACAUAUCACAUGAUGUGAUGCUCACAGUGCUGCGACUCAGGAUUCUGUAUCUAAUAAUGAGGAGAUGGUUUUUGAACUUUAAAGCCCCUGUGAAGAAUUUUUCAAUGUUGAUGAAAUUCACUUCAACUCACUUUUUAUGAUGUACAAAAGCAAACAAGACAGUCAGUGACCAGGUUGAGGAUUUCUAUGUUGUGAUUUUUAAGGCGUUAAACCAGUGUGAGAGGAUAGUUGUUAGCCAGACAGCUAAUGAAACAGCCCUGCUUUUACAUUUUACACAUGCAAUAUUUAUGAUAAAUGUCAAAUUUUGUUAGAAGACAUGAGUAAAGCAUUUAGAGGAAAAAAGAAAAAGAUGGGCACCAUAACAGACACAAACAGAGUUCUUCACAGGAGCUUUAAACUUAAUUUUAUUUUCUGUCAUGAAUGACUAACAUUAAAUCUUCAGGUUUAAGUAGCUGACAACAGAUUUUUUAAAAACUUUUCUGCUUGAGACUUUACGGAAGUAGAGUGCUUGACUGUGUGGUUAAAGCUCCUGUGAGGAGAUUUUGGUUCGUGCUGAUAUUGGCGCCACCAUGUGGACAAAGCUUACUGAUUUUGUCAUGCUGUUUUAAACAAAAAAAAUCUUUGUUUUCGGCUCAGUAAACACAUAACUUGUGAAAAAAUUUCUAUAACAGAAAACAUAAACAGUAUGUUUGUGUAUUUUUUCAUCUGACACCUACCCCCCUGGUGACAGUUUCAGGCAUUAAUAGUGACAAUACAGAAAUAACUAAUCUUUAUGUUGAUAGUCUGGUUUCUUUUGAGGAACAUAAAGAUGCACCAGGAUUAAUUUCAGUCAGCUUUAUAACAAGUUAAAAAACUCCCCACCGGAACUUUAAUUCAUAUCUGUGCAGUUCUAGUUUUCCCUCAGUAAUCCCUCCUAAAUGAGGGUUUGGAGAAGAGAGUUGUCUGUUGGUGCAGGACUGUCUUUGUCUCAGGAUAUUUGACUCCUUUACAAGCCAAACAUCUGACACAGCAUGUGUGAAGGAGGGUUAAAGUGUGUGUGUGUUCCUGUCCUUACGAGACUGAUGUUUUAUAGGUCAUGUGUCUUGAAAUGCUCUCUGAAGGCUGCUCAUGGUUGUAAAUGUUUAUAGCAGAUUGUGAAAAGAAUAGGAUUGUUUAUGAUGUGCAAAAAUCUGUGCGCUUAUCUUACAUAACUUCUAAGUGUUGUUUAAUAAUCACUCUUUACAGUCUUUAUAUCUUGUUAGCAGUUUGAACAGGAAAGAGUGUCUUUUAAUCAUCUUCUCCUUUUCCCCUCUCCCCACACGCACUCUUUCUACUUCACUUUUCCUGCUGCAGACGCAUAAGAAGAAAAGCAUGUGUGGGUGUUGAGAGUCAUCUGUUCGCUUAACCUCGCUGCCCCCUGAACACGGAGCUGCUGCCUGCUUUACCUCCCCGACCGUCCGCUUUUCAAGUGAGGCUCACUCCACAUCAUGUCUGCAGAGGUGGAGAUCGGUGCCCCGGUCCCUGCUGACCCCAGCGCGGCAUCCCCAACUGCAGCCACGACCCCCAACACCCCUCCAGCUUCUCCUGCAACCGCUGCAUCCAAAGUCCCGUUCAAGAAAGAGAAGAAGAAAGGUUAGUGUUUUCUAGUCACUGAACUAACUAUAAGACUCCAGAGUUUUCUAUUUGGAUGUUGCAUAACUCACACACUUUUCUCUAAAGUGCCAGAGAAGACAGAUGAGUACCUGCUGGGCAGGUUCCAAGGAGAUGGUGUGAGGUACAAAGCCAAGCUGAUCGGCAUUGAUGAUGUUCCAGAAGCUCGAGGAGACAAGAUGUGCCAGGACUCCAUGAUGAAACUGAAGGUACAGCAUGAGACUUAAGAAUAUGGAAGAUUUUUAACAUUAUUUUAAAUCAUCUGGGAUUAAUCAGAUUAAAUUUCCAUUACAGUUUUGGCCCCCCAUGAUUAUAAAAAUAUAAUAAUUAUCUUUUAGUGUCUUCAAAAAAUUGUGCAACAAUAGUACAAACUAUCGGGCAGCAACAGGCGGAGAGAGGAGAGCAGGAAGAGGAGGCAGGUUUGUGUGUCUGAAAAGCCAAGGGACAGAACAGAGGCUGCAUCUAUCAUGAACGAUGGCUAAAAAGUGAAAGACAUCGCCCCGUACAAUAAAAUACAAGCCCAAGUCUCGACUUUAUGAAGGGUGUUAUAUAAAAGCUUGAAAAGACUGAAUGAUUUGUUAGAUCUGCAGUCUGUGGUAAAAUGUGAGCUGUAAAAAGAGCUAAAAUCUUUGAAUUUUUUUAUGACACUGUUAAAAUACUUUACUGCAAGUGAAAUCUGGGAUUUAAUUUAGUGAGUGUUAUGACCAAAGUUAAGCCAAAGCUCUUAAAGUGAAGUGAAGAACUGAUGCCUGGCCCUUUUCGGGUGUUGCACAUAUGACUUAUUUAUUUAUAUAAUCCAUUCAGACGGACAGAAAUGCUUUGGUAAACAAAACAGGUAGCUGUCAAAUCACAGGUUAUCACUUGCAGUAAUUGUGAUAUCAGUAUAAAUCAGAAUAACUGUGAGCGUUAUCUUUAAAAUGCACAUGGAGUCAGUGGAGGAAAGCAAAGACAGGAGUGAUGUGAUGUUUAUUUAUUCAGUGGACAUCGCAGGAACACAAACACAGGCAGCGUUCCUGCUGCUCUAGGUCACCUGCAUGUGUCACAGUGUGUCAUUGUCGGUCAGUAUUUUGAAAGUACAACGCUCAUAUUUGCUGCAGUCAUGUCCUCACUGUACAGGACGACACUGAUAUUCGCUAUGAAACCCAAAGGUCAUGUUGUGUUUACCCCCAAGUGGCAGAAAAACAGAACAGUAUGUAUUAUCUGUGUUACUCCAGGGAAUGGCGGUAGCUGCUCGAUCUCAGGGCAAACACAAACAGAGGAUCUGGGUCAACAUUUCCAUGUCGGGCAUCAAGAUUAUUGAUGAGAGAUCAGGGGUGAGUACUUCUCUUUCCCUCCCUUUGCUGUCACACUCGGCAGUAAAGCUCACUUGAUUUGUUUUGCAGCUCUACCUCUGCUCAUAAUUUCUCCGUCCUCUAUUCUUCAGGUGAUUGAACACGAGCAUGUGGUGAACAAGAUCUCCUUCAUCGCCAGAGAUGUCACAGACAACAGGGCGUUUGGGUAUGUGUGUGGAGCAGAGGGACAGCAUCAGUUUUUCGCCAUCAAGACUGCACAACAGGUAACUUUAAAAAUAAAUUCUCAUAUAUUCACUUUUUGUUGCUGCAUGAAGAUCAUGAGAAGUCUCUCUAGAUCUCUUGCAGACAUCAGGGACUUGACUUUCGCUGUAUUUAUUUUGAUCAAACAAGACUGGAGCACUUAUUUCACCUAUGGUUCUAAAUACAAGUCCUGAUUAAAAAUGAAAUGGCCUUUAGCAGCAAAGUACAACACUUAAUUUUACACAAGUAAGGUCGACUUAGUCAUGCAUUGGGAUUUGGGUAUUGCUUUGUUAGAAUUACAUGGUGAAAUUGCUCAUGUCUGUUGCUGUAGAUGGCCCAGCUCACAAAGUAAACGGGUCAAACCAGCUGGGAUCCGUCACAGGUGAUCCACUUACUCUUGACAAGUACCUUAAGUAACCCCAAUUUCCCUGUAAACCUGCAGUAUUCAAGAUGGCCAACAGCGGGCGACUACUGUUUCAACUUUUACAUGAAGUCUACCAGAAAAAUAAACCUACUUCUCAAUUGGUUCAUUACUUCAGUAAAUGUCUUUCUCAUGAUCAGAGUUAAAUAUCAAGCAGAUAUGUGUUUAUUUUGGCAAAACAUUUUUUUAAAGCUCCUGCAAGGAACUCUCAGUUGGUGUCAAUUUUGGCGCCCCCUUUUGUGCAAAAUAGCCUCUUACUCUUUUUACCGAUUUUGUCUUUUACGAAUUAAAGCUGCAGCAAAAGCAUGUAGUAGAUCCCUUCCCUCGACACCUACCCCCAGCAGCUGUUCUUGAUAUUUAAAAAGCAAAAUAAAGUAAAUGUGUAUCUUGUUGAUGAUGGUGUGUGGGAAUUGGUAAUGUUUGCUUUUGUAGGUCAUGAAAAACUCUAUUGGAGCAUUAAGAAUUUGAUAUUUUAAUUAUUGUGAAUAUUUUUAGCUGAAAUUGUAAAAACGAGGCUGUUUCUUCUACACCCAUCCACUUACACCAAUUUCAGGCCUCAAAAAUGACAAUAAAACUCAUCUGUAUUGUUUCUGAUGGUCUUAUUUACUUUUGGAGAUCAUGAAAAAGCACCAAUAUUAAUUUUAGUCUCUUUCAGAAAUUAAAAAAAAAUCUCCUUAUAGUAGCUUUAAAGAGAAAUAGCCAGAUUUUAUAUAGAGUCCUGCAGCUUUGGUUAAAAAAAAAAAGAAAAAAAAAGAUGCAAUCAUCAAACUCCUUUUAUAAACCGCCCACCCCCGUUUCAGAUUUCACAUAACAUUGGAUGUCACAGUUUGGUCCAAUUAUACUUACUUCUGGCUCUAAAAACAACAGGGUGAAACUUUGGCUUUCAAACUCCACAAACCAAUAGUUGACCUCAUACUGGAAACGUCUCCUUCUAUGAUGGAGACAAAUGGGCAAUAAUGUGAAUGUCCUCCUGUCUCCAUACAGGCAGAGCCUCUGGUCAUCGAUCUGAAAGAUCUGUUCCAGGUCAUCUUCAACAUGAGGAAGAAGGAGGCAGAGGCCGCACAGAAGGUAACUGUUGAGACACAUUUGACUGUGAAGUGGAAAAAAGUCUUUUUUUUUUUUCUCUUCUUCUGCUGCAAUGGUUGGACAGUGUGAAUAUUUUCUUUCUGGUGUGGUCAUGUGGGAAAGCUGACAGAAUACACUCUGUACCUCCAGCCUGAGCGUCAACACUACCUUUCUGUGUUCCUUCAAUGACUCACACCAUCAGACAUUCCUUUGAAAUAAAGUGAAAUGACAUACGCCUGAGUGAAUUAAGAAAAAAAGAGUAAUCAUUCACAGCCUACCUCUGUUUACAGGGAGAAAAUGGCAGUGCUGUAGUUGAGGUAAGCCCUUGGAAGCACCUCUUUUCUCCUAAUAGCUCCUUUAACUACUUCCUUUAACACUCUGCCUCCCUGUGUGUUUCCAGAAUGGCAGUGACGCUUUGCUUAGUAUGGAUGAAGCCAAAGCUGCCCAAGUAAGAGUUUCUCCUCUGUUGUGUUUGCAGCGUUACAACAUUAAACAAACUAACAGUGAUUUAUAGGAGCUGAAUAAAUACAGUGUGUUUCUGUUUCCUCUUUUGACGUGCAGCCAGUGGAGCAGCUCAACCUUUUCGGAGACAUGUCGACCCCUCCAGACAUCCGGGCACCGAAUGUAAGUGUGGUGCCAUGAAAUGUUCCCUUUAUGGAGCAACAUAGGGGAAUUAUACUCCGUCAGUGAAGUGUAGCUGGAAUUUACAGUAUACUAUAUCUACUAUAGCAUGCUUUUUAAUCGUCUUUAUUACAGCUGUAGGGAGUGUUUUAGAAAAGAGUCUUCAUACAGUCUGCUUCUUGUCAUAAAUAUGUUGCUAAUGUCAUAUUUUGUGUUUGAAAAGCUGCACACUUACAGAUCAUCCCACAUAUUUGGACUCAGUCCUCAAAAGACCUCUGUUUGAUCUGAGUUUGAUUAUUGCUUCCUUUUAAAAGUUAUAAAUAAUAAAUUACACAGGUCUUUUCAGAAUUGAGUCCAAGCUUCAUGUACUCCAAUCUCAUUGUUGUUCAUCAAACUGUUAAAGCUGCUACAAGUAGAGUUUAUGAAAGAGAGAUAAACACAGAGCUUUGGUGUAGUUUGGCGACACCUGGUGGUUUCAUAGCGGUAGUGUCUUCAUGACACCCUUGUCGGGUUUGGACGAGUUUCAAGUCAACAAACAAGUGCUGACUCAAGCAUAUUUAAACAGCUUCCAAGUAAAGUUGAGCAACACCUUCAUUUUGUUAACCAUACAGUGGACGCCAGACUGUGAUUUACCAUGAGAUUCAAAAUGACUUUCCUGAUACCCACAAGAAGACAGAAAACAAAUGAGAACAAGAAAAUUUUAUACCAAAAACAAAAAAUCUUGAUAAGAGCAAAAGUAGUAAAGUUUAAAAAGCGAGAUGAAAAUAAUGACUAAACAAGUAAAAAGUCAGAAUAGAACAAGAAAUGGGGUACAGGUGGCACCAGCCAUAUCAUUAGGAACACCUGGACGAGUUAAUACAACCCAAUACAACGACUUUACCUUAAACUCUACUUUCAGGACGCUUCUGAGUUUCCAGUUUCCAGUUUUGGUGUCAUGAUCAGAUAAAUUUUGAACUUCAGAUUUAUUUUAAAAGAAUACGUCAACAAACAUUCAACAAACAUUAGGAACACCUUACAUGAUAAUGUGUAUAUGCAGUAUACGACCAACACCCAGUUCAAGUUCAACAGUUAAUUUAAAUAACAGUUAUCAUCUGUCUAACAUGGCAACAAACAAUGAAAAUGCUGAGAUUUUGAAGAAGUAGACUAUAUGUCAGCGCUGUUUUAACGCCAGGUCCAACUCCCAAUAAUGCAGGCUGUAAACAAGAAAAAUGCCAUAACAAUAAGUUAGGGAUAUAGAUAUAGUGAAAUUUCAAGCUCUUCUUCUACGUGUAGCAGCUUUAAUUUGUCAUGUCUGUUCACACCAUGUGAUCCAUUUGUAAUUGUGUUCACACAUGUGUUUUUUGUGCCUCUGCAGAACUGAUCAUAAAUCUCUCAUCUUCUCUCUCCCACUGUCCCCCCCUCAUGUUAACCAGGACUCUAAUGAUAUUCUCUUGCUGGACUUUUCCGCUGAGGUUGACAGCAAUCAGAAUUGCAUAAAGGGAAACUCCUUUGUCACUUCCUGUGCCCCUGACCUCGGGGCAUCUCCCCGCACAGAGAAUCCCUUUUCCUCAACAUUUGGCUACUUUCCAACCCCAGACACUGACCCUUUCAGAGAUGACCCCCUUUCUAAGUCGCCUCCCCUGUCGGCGUCCGAUAAUUCACAAUUCUCCCAUCUCACCACCUCUAAUCGCCUCAACAGCAGUGCCGGCAACGCUUGUAAGACAUUUAUUAACGGUGGUUUGAACGGAGACUCUGAACACCUCAGUCAGCAGAUAAACGGGUUAUCCAGUAAGAACAUGAUCCUCGCUCUCAAUAAUGGACAGUGGCCACUAGGGGGCCAGAUAACUCAGGGCAGCACAAUAACCAUGAUGGACGGGAAUGAAACUUCUCCAGUUCUCUCAACCAAAAACCCCUUUUUUGAUUCAUCUUUGCAAACUGCCCCCGUCCCUAAUGGCGUAAGUCAUCAUCCACAACCCCCAGUGACUCAUAGCAAGGACUCGGUAGUCAUAAACCCCCCACCGCAGAGCUCUAAGGCCGGACGAGGUCGAAGGAGUGCAAAGGUGAAACGCUGUAGUUAGAUGAAUCAUAGUGGAUUUGCAUGUGUAAUGCCUGAACAUGGGGUUAAUGCACAUUUCCCAGGGCAUAAUAGUAUGUUGGCUAACAUCUCUUUUUUUUGGAGCAUCUGGGUCAUGCAUUGGUGUCUUGCAGGAGAUGCAUUUUGGUCUGGUAAUCACGGUUGCAGUAUAGGGCUUGUUGUAUGCACUCUAUGUUCUGCCUGCAUGCAUGCACUGGUGUUCACAUGCUUCUUUGUCUGGCUUGGAUUCAUCGUUCUUGUUAUGUGCUGCUGAACAAUGAACUGCUCCCUUUCUUAUUUCUGCUCUUAAUGUGUCUUCUAACAUUCAUGCUGCGGUGAUAAAAGCACUGGUGAGUCUCAAGGCAUGCAUAUUUGUCAUUGUCAAGGUAAAUAUUGUUAAAUUUUUAUGAUAGUGCUGCUAUUUUUUAAUGAAGUUUGGUUUCAAUUUAGCUUUCUCAUAGUUUGCAUUUGAUCAUCAUAGACUGUAUAUAAGAAUAAGCUUCCAAGGUUAAAUGGAAGAGUCGAUGCAGAAAUGCCAUUAACUUGAAGUUGUCCCAAUACCAGCAAGUGAUACCAGAGGUAGUCUGAUAAUGUAGUCCCUUUCAGCGUAAAAUUGAAGGUAAAAAGAAUAUAUUUUUUUAGAUGACAAGUAAAACGCCAAAUUCAAAGGCCAAAAAUGGUAGUUCAAAUUAAAGAGGAAAACCAAAAUGCGUACGUUAACUAGUUUUUUUUGUAAACAGCCAGCAUGGGGAAGCCCAUGUGUUCAAAAAAGGAGCCUGAUUUUAUAGAAGACAACACACAAAUGCCCUAAUUUUUGUUAAAGAGGUAGUUUUAAUCUGGAGACUCUAAUUGAACAGGGAAUUCCUGCUCUCUUGUUUGCAGCUGGGGAUAAUUAUAUAUGUCCUUCCAAACUUUUCUGCAGGGUCCAAAGCAGGCCAAAUUUCCCAAUUUGUAAUUUAAAUAAGAAGGCAAGACUUUGCAGCAUGACAACAGUGGAGGAGUCUUCUCUCUGGAGGGGUUUGAGAUAUUAAAGCCUUUAUCUUUUUGGGAUGUUAAUCAUGUAAAGCUACUUCAAACCCAACAGAAUAACAAAACCAAACCUAAAAUGUACAUAUUGCCCUCUCUGAGUCUCUUUCAUCACCAUCAAAAAGGUUGUAGGUUUAUCUUCCCAAUUUUGUUAAUUUAAGCCUUCUUCAACACAGCUUUAAUAUCCAAAUAUAUUCAUUCAAGUUCAGCAAUGUUGUUUAUCAUUUCUUAGCAUUGAUAAAUUGUUGUACUUUUACAAAUGGGGAAAAAAACAAUAUAAUAAUAUUUUUUGGCAGUUGUGUUCUCUUGUUAAAAAAACGUAUUUGUCGUCUGGUGUGGGAACUACAGUAAGAGCUGCUUCUUCUUAUAUACAGUCUAUGGUUGUUUUGUGAAGAGCGGUGUCAAUCUAAUACAAAAAUACUAAUUAGUUGUAAUUUCCCUUUAAUAGUCCACAGCAAGUGACCUGUUUGGAGCAGAGCUGUUUGCUGCUCCGGGUCAGCCUGAAGCGUCACCUGCUUCCAGUGAUCUUUUCAACAGUACACCUGCCAGCGCCACUCCGUCCUCCUUAGCAGCUCUGGGUAACACACCUCUGGACAACUUUGCAUCUUUUCUCAAAUAAACGUUUUUGGUUUAACUUUCAUAUUCCUUCUUCUCCAUAUUCAGGAAAUCUUCAAUUGGGUCCUCCUGUGGCCACAGGUAUCCCUGCUGCAGGCAUGUGGGGAGCCUCCCCCGCCGCACCCGCCAUGUUCCACAUGCCAGGAGUGACAGCUCCAGGCCCCGGACCAGCCUACCCACAGCCAUCUGCCUUCGGUGGUCUCCCCAUUCCCCCCACAGCCUGGGGCCAGCCCAUGCCAACCCAUUACGCCCCGCCACUAUCCCCUCCCCACAUCUUUCCACCGAAUGCCGCUGUCACCUCUCCAGGUUGGGGUCAGCCAGCCGGGACCAACCCUUUCCAACCUGGCGCAUCACGCCCGCCUCCCAGACCGCCUGUAAAAGAGGCCCCUAAGGUAGAGAACAGUGCCUUCACAGCUUUGGACCCGCUUGGAGAUAAAGAAAAGAAGACUGGAAAGGACAUGUUCAAGGAUUUCCAGCUGGCCAAACCUCCUGCCAUCCCAGCGCGGAAAGGGGAGAUGGGGUCCAACUCUGCUCCAGCCGGUACUGAACCAGCGGCUUUUGAUCAGUACUUUACCAACAAAGUGGGUGUGGCUCAGGAUUCUGCAGAUCAUGACGACUUUGAUAUCAAUCAGAUGCAACCAGUCAAUGGUAAACCAAGUCACUGCUGUGCAUGCAGAUAUAGUUUACACUUUGAUGUUGGCAGACUUCUUAACCAUUUUGUCCUUUUGCUCUUGAAUGCCUUUUUAGAUGCCCUUAAACUGGCUCCAGCUGCAGCCCCAGCUCCGGGCUUCAACUCUGGCCUUGAUGCUGCCUUCUCUUCUGCUCCUAUCUCUAACAACUCAGCACCAGCCCAGGGACUCAACCAGGACAUGUUUGAUCAAGCAUUUGGGGCCCCAGAUUCCAAUCCAUUUGGAGUGCCACCUGUAGCUUUGGUAGAGGCAGCUACACAGACACAUAAUCUAAUAUUUACAGUAUUUUUUUUCUUCUAAUUUUUGCCUUUUUUUUAAUCUCACAGCAGCCUGCUCCUGUUGCUCAGACCGCUGGUUCAACAGCAGACUUUGGAGAUCCUUUUGGGAAUCCCUUUGCUUGA
Xyrichtys novacula (pearly razorfish) is the source of this 22045-nucleotide messenger RNA. The record is from the annotation of a GenBank genome assembly. Lineage: Eukaryota; Metazoa; Chordata; Actinopteri; Labriformes; Labridae.